Molecule: messenger RNA, 2865 nt
Organism: Trypanosoma brucei brucei TREU927
Lineage: Eukaryota; Euglenozoa; Kinetoplastea; Trypanosomatida; Trypanosomatidae
Exons: 1
Coding region: 1-2865 (954 amino acids)
Biological process (GO): mitotic chromosome condensation
Cellular component (GO): condensin complex
Molecular function (GO): chromatin binding
Source: RefSeq, a predicted model, not a curated record
AUGCAACACACCGAGGCGCAGUCACAGCAGAUUUUGCCGCGUAGUGGGCGGGGCGGCGAAUGUUUCGCAGAUACACACACUCAAGUUGAUGACGGGGCAAGUGUGGUUUUUCCUGCCGCUGGUGGUUUAUGCAGUCAAUCUCAAACCCCCCAGGCUCCGCGUAGGAGGCCUCGUGUCAUCACAGCACAAGACCUCGACGAGGCCCUUUUGCAAGCGAUUGAGGGUAAGAUCACCCGAAAAAAUGCGUGGGUUUCAAAAGAUGCAAGUAACCUACUCGAUGGGAUCACUCAAACCGUUGAGAGCACUUUGGACUCCAAUAGUACCGUGGACGAGUACACCAGUUUCGCAAAAGUUGCCACCGUUGUGGAGGGAUGCUCAAAAGUGUGGACAAGCCGCGUGGACAGCACAUAUCAGCGUUCAAAUCAGAUGGUACGCCGCCUGCUGAGGAACGAGGAUGAGGGCCACGGGAGCGAUGAAGAGAACAAAGAGGAGGGCGACGGAGAGGGUGGAGCCCCUAGCACAAGCGCUGCGGCCGAACGUAGAAGGAGGGCUGCACAACGUAAAGGUCAGACUGUUCGCACCAUCGCAUUUGAUUUAUCUGAGAUCAACCUAGAUCGAAAAGCGCGAUUGGCACUUGUACGCACUGGUGUAAGUGCACAGUUUCGUGCAAUAACAGAAAAAUUUGACCAAGGAAAUGCACAGGGGUUGCUAGUGCACAACACCCCGAUCGGCGGUGCGGGGAACCUUAUUCUCGAUGUGGAUUACGUACGAGAACCGGAUGGUGACUACACAGCCGACUGCGGAAGGCACUCUGGUCAAUCAGAUAAAGUUAAAAGUGAACCAGAUGAAGGCGAGAACAUCAACACUACGGCACGAGGGUUCGCCGACGGAGGAAUUGAGGAUGGGGUUGAUGAAGGGCUCAGGAUCACUCUUGACCUUCCACCCUUCACGGCAUCACAUAUGCAAUCCAAUGCGGAGAAAAACUCACUUUUUGUUUGUGGCGGGGGCCACCUAGUUGGGGACGGUGCUGGCAGUGCUGUCAGUACAAACGAUCGUAGCGGUGAAGGUGCAAGAGUUAGUUCUAGUAGUUUUUCCACUGAUCCCAACGCCUCAGGCCGUCCUUCACUGACGGUGCCGUCCCUGCUGGCAGUACCCCAUACCGUGCAGGGGAACCCGGACGUGUUGCCCGACGACGCGACGCGCGUAGCCACGAAUGAGCAGGAUGGCAAUGAAGAGCACGAUUACCAAGAUGGUGGCUGGUUUGAUGGUAUGGAUGGUGCUGACGCCGAUUACGGUUUACACGAUGGUGGUGAAAGUAUCGACCAGGAUCGCUAUACGGCUGACAAUGGUAGAGGGGAAGAAAGCAACCCUGAGUUGUCCCCAGAGCGUGUUGCUUUGGAAGCCCGUCGCUUGGUUUCGGGCGUUACUGAUCUCAACAUCAUGGACAAUCGUCUGCGUAAUAAACAACUCGCACUUGAGGUGGAUGACCCCAGUGGGUGGGUUCCAAUGGCUGAGCCCGUGAGCAAUCCCAUGUUUGGGGCCAGAGCACGCAAGAACUCAACGAUCAUGAUGACUCUGCGCAAGCAACACCAUUUCCUUGGGCCCAGCGUGGCCCAAUCUUCCAUAUCCACCCAAUCCUUGAAACGCUUGAAACGUGAAGCUGCGGUUUUUGACUUACCGGGUGAGCUGGAAGCCGUUUCGGCGACGGCUUCUCGUCGGUCUGCGGGGACAAAGGAAAAAUCUACAAAAGGAGAUGAUUGCAUUCAUCUUCCACCUGUGUUUGCGUUGCUAGAGGACAGCGGUGUGGACAAUUCGGCGUUAAAGCAAAGCACUUCCGAAGGAAAAAACAUGAGUGCACUUGGGAAGGAGUUGCUGCUAGGAAGGGAUUCUAGCGCAAUAAAACCGUACCUGCAGACGUCUGUGGAGCUGACUAAGGCGCAGGAAGCUGGCUUGUUGGUGCGGGAAAACCCUGUGCCGGGCGUAACCGUUCCAUCGUAUCUUCCCUAUCCCAUAACGGUACCAGUUUUUUUUCAACCGUUUUCAACACCGCUUUCACAGUGGAACCUCCUUCGCAAGUCGGCAACGGGAAGCACUAUACAUCAUUAUAACAAUGCCACUAGCUACGGCUACGCAGACGAGGAUGCAGAUGGUAACGGGGCUGGCGACAUGCCAGCGGAAUUCUUUCACGGUGGUGUUGAUUCCGACAACGACUAUGGCGAUGUGGGCACCUACGACGGUUUCAACGACAGUACCAGGGAUGACACCUUAGACAAUCCACUAAAGCUUGCACAAGCACAAAUAUUCGCCAGCCUUGAUCAAGCUGAUUUGAUACGUUCAAGUACCGCACUAACAACGUUGAGCGGCAAUAGCGCACGUCCCAGCAGCAUGAAUGUGAGUGACGUUGCCGACAUAGAUCCAGACACAGUCGUGAAAGUAUUGCAUGCGCCGGAGGCUAUGCUUCCUACGCAGGUAGAUGUUGUGUUGUUGAGAAAGAUUAUGUGGGCUUCACUGACCGGAGCUGCAGGGUGCGAAGUAACUGAGCAGCAGGAGUCACAACGCGUGUCGAGGCGAAAGCGUGGUCGCGUGGCGGGAACAGAAGGGCCCACCCAGAAAGAAGAUAAUCAGGGUUCCGAUGACGGGGUGAAGAAGGUACGGUUUAGUGAAGUUGUGCUUCAGCUACUACCGCAAGUUAGCACUGUGUCUGCCACAGGUGCCCUCUCACCGGCCUUUUUCUUCUUUUCUUUGUUGUUUCUUGCCAAUGAACACGGACUUCUCAUUGAGAGUGUCCCAACACUGGACGACCUAGUUGUUCAUGUUCCGCCGCAACGGGGGGACGCAUCAGAGACCAUGGUGAAUGCAGACUAG